This is a messenger RNA of Spirodela intermedia, 1896 nucleotides long. The record is from the annotation of a GenBank genome assembly. Lineage: Eukaryota; Viridiplantae; Streptophyta; Magnoliopsida; Alismatales; Araceae.
AUGGAGCACGCUGCUGCCACUCAAGCUCUGGUGACUGUGGAGCAGGCGAGGCAGCUCCGCCAGGACCCGCCGUCGGAGGACGAGGAUUACUACCGCGAUGGGGAGAGCCCGACGGAGGCCGAGGAGCACUACGUCGUGGUGGACAAGCUGAUCGAUCAGAAGCCCGUCCGCGCGCUAACCUUCCUCGCGAGGAGGACGGCGCGGUGCAAGGUGCCGGAAUUCCCGCAGCACAGCAACUUCAAGUCCGCCGUUGAGACGGUGGACAUCCUAGCCUACGUGUUCCGGCACCUCCUGGCCGGCAUGAGGGCGGAGGAGGACUGCGUCUCCUCGCUGCCCAAGCACGCGGUCCGGUGCCUACAGAAGCUGUUCGGUGUAGUCUACCGCAUCCGGUCGCUGCUGGAGUCCUGCGCCGGCGGCAGCAAGAUCGCUACCCUGCUGCUGUCGGACACCGUCGCGCUCGAGUUCUGCGACCUGGGGGAGGAGCUGCAUGACCGGCUGAAGCCGUUCCCCUGGGAACUGUUCGGGGUGGCGACUGAGAGGCCGGAGCUGAAGAGCCUGAUGGACUUCGUCGUCGGCAAGACGGCGGCGCAGAAGGUGCACAUCGACCGGACGGACAUGGAACUCCGGGGGCAGAUCGAGGAGGAGGUGGAGGCACUCCAGCGUGGGGAACGCGCCUUCCCGGACCAGGCGCGGGUGGGGAAGCUGUUCGAGAAGCUGGGCGUCGUCUCGGUGGAGGGCCAGGUGAACGAGAUCAUGGUGCUGGAGUCGGAGAUCCGCACGAGGAGGGAGCUGCUCCCCAGGCGUCGGGGGCUAGAGGAGUUGCUCCGCUACUGCAAGCACGUAUUCCUGGGGGAGUCCUGGCCGGAGGGGGCGACCGUCUACCAGAGGAACCCCGCUGCCGACUGGGUGCUCCCGCCGGCGUUCCGCUGCCCCAUCUCUAUGGCCGUCAUGAGGGACCCCGUGACGGUGUCGAGCGGGCAGACCUACGAGCGCGCCAACAUCGAGCGCUGGAUCCGCGCCGGCCACCGCCUCUGCCCGGUGACCCACCGCCGACUCGAGGACGACGCUGCCGUGCAGACCAACCUAGACGUGCAGCGCCAGAUCAAGGAGUGGGUCGAGGAGAACCGCAUCAACCUCAAGUUGUCGGAGGAGGGCGGACCCAAAGCGGUGGCCUCUUACGUCGUCGAGAGGCUGGCGCGGCCGGCCGCCCCCGAGGUGGCGAGACAGGUCGUCUCCAGGCUCACGCCGCGGCUGCGGUCCGACGCGAAGUUGGCCGCCCAGAUGGGCGAGGCCGGGCUCGUCCCCGUCCUCCUCCGCUUCCUGGUCGCCGACGACCCGGUCCUCCGCGCCUGCGCCAUCUCCGCCGUGCACGCGAUGGCGACUCUGGGGACCAACAAGGCCAGGAUCAUGGAGCAGGAGAACGGGUCUGGGGUCAACGCUAUCAUCGACCUGCUGAACGAGGGCCACACCUGGGAGGCGCGCGGCCGCGCCGCCGGCACUCUGCACCGGCUGUCGACGGUGCGGGCGUACCACUGGUGCCUGGCGCGGGAGGCGCGGGUGGUGGAGGGGCUGGUCCGGGUAGCGAGGGAGGCGCCCUCGCCGCACGUCAGGGGGGAGGCUCUGGCGGGGGUCCUCGCGCUGGCCGGCAACAAAACCCGGCUGGAGGAGAUCAAGUUGCUCCUCCGGCAGUGCCAGAAGGGCGAGCUGGAGGCCGUGGUGAGGGUGGUGGCGGUGGAUCCCGUGCUCUGGCAGAUCAAGAGCCUGAGGGACACCUCCACGGCCUGGAAGAAAAGGCAGCUGAGGCGGGCCGCGGCGGCGCUGCUGGAAGCCUGCACGGAAUGGGUCUGGCGCUGGGGGCCCUUCGCCGGGCAAGAUACCCCGUACGACGAGAAAUAG